Messenger RNA from Symbiodinium sp. CCMP2592, 1008 nucleotides. NCBI's taxonomy places the organism in Eukaryota, Dinophyceae, Suessiales, Symbiodiniaceae. The record is from the annotation of a GenBank genome assembly.
AUGAUUCGAGUAUGGAAAGCUUCCGGAGAAAGUGCGGCCACGAUACCCUCGGAGCUGGUCAGCGACGUUCGGAGCUUGAAGGAGCACUUGCACGAGCUCUGUGGGGUUCCCCGGUUCCGGCAGCGGCUACUGCAAGAAAGCUGUGUCCUGGAAGAUGCUGCGAGAGUGAGCUCAGAUGUUGAUGUUCAGCUGGUGGUGCUUCCUUUCACAAGGAAGCGGGUGGAUCUUGCUGCUGCGGUUGGUUACGAAUCAGAGGAGGGUGUAGAAGGAUUACUUCAGUAUCUUUGUGAUCCGAAUACAAGAAACGACGAUGGCAUUCCGUGCCUUCACCUGGCUGCUCGAAAUGAAGAUUCUGGCGUCGUCCAGGUUCUCUUGGAGGCCGAGGCUGACCUCGAGAAAGAGGACCAGCAUGAUGGCGUUACGGCUUUGUACGUGGCUGCCAUGUAUGGCAGUUCGGAAACGAUGAGGGUCCUUUUGGAUGCUGGAGCGGACAAGGCCAAGGCAGUACGCUGUGUGUGCGAAGUGAUGGGCACGGAUGGCUUUGACUUUGAGGACCUGGAUGUGAAAAAGGGCCGGUGGGCUCUUGAGCAACUGCUGCAAGCGCAGGCGGACGUGAACCUCGCCGACCGCUCCGGGAGGACGCCACUCCAUCUGCUUUGUGCUACUGUCCCAGGCUAUGGCAAAGGCAUCGGCGAGGUCGUAGGUUGGUUGUUAACGGUCCGAGCAAACCCGGGCUUAGUUGACAACGGAGGAAGGACGGCACUUCAUGAGGCUGCGGCGAGCAACCAUGUAGGGACCGUGAAAAGGCUUUUAAAGGCUGGGGCUGGAAGAGAUGCUGUGGACAAUGCAGGCCAGACACCUUUGAUUGUGGCAGCUAUCAGCAGCAAUCUCGACGUUGCACGCGUGCUGGUUCUGGCGCGGGCAGACAAGUCCGCAGCAGACAGGACCGGCAAAAGAGCAUUUGACCACAGCUCUACGAAGGCUAUGAGGAAGCUUCUUGCACAAUAA